GAGGCACUUGCUACUAUUAUGAGGCCAUAUCCUGUUUACGGCGCUGUCUACUGUAAUUUUAUAAAAAGGGUUCUUGGCUGGUUCGUGUCUAAACGUGUGAAGAAACGUCAUGUCAAAAACGAUCUAAAUACGAUUGAACUGCGGGAAUUUAAAGGAACUCUUAACUUGGCCCUGGUUCCUGUCAGCUUCCACCAUGUCAUGCCGGGACAUCCACGCCACCAACGCGUUUGCCUUCAUCAUUGCCAUUGUGUCUGUAGGAGGGAUUGCUGUGGCAGCGUUAAUCCCACAGUGGCGAGUAACCAGACUCGUCACAUUCAAUCGUAAUGCCAAGAAUAUCAGCGUGUAUGACGGGCUGUGGGCUAAAUGUGUGAAACAGGAUGGCUAUUCAGGAUGUUACUACUAUGAUUCAGAGUGGUACUCAAAAGUGGACCAGCUGGACCUGCGGCUGCUGCAGUUCUGUCUGCCAACAGGCCUGCUGCUCGGCUCUCUGGCCUUGCUGCUGUGCAUGUCAGGAAUGUGUAAGACCUGCUGCUGCUCGGACAAGCCUGAACCAGACAUCAAGACCACCAGAUUCCUGGUCAACAGUGCAGGCUGUCACCUGGUGGCUGGGAUGUUCUUAUUUCUGGGGGGAGCUAUCGCCAUGGCGCCUUCAGUCUGGUUCCUGUUUCGUACAAAGGAAAUGAACAUCAGAUAUGACAACAUUUUCUCUGAUGGCUUUGCUGUGUACGUAUCCAUCGGCUGCUCUGGAGGACUGAUGCUGGCCGCUCUGCUGAUGUUCAUGUGGUACUGUAUGUGUAAAAAGUUGCCUUCGCCUUUCUGGUUGCCUCUGCCGAAUAUGUCUACCUCUCUGUCCACCCAGCCUCUAACUGCCAAUGGAUAUCCUCCCUCCCCAGUUUAUGGUCCCCAGCCAUUCCCACCACAAACAUUUCCCCCCACUGUGAUCGAUACCCAGCCUUAUGUGGCCUCUCAGGGCUAUGCACAAAGCGUAGUAGCCCCUGCACCGCCGCAGGUGUAUAUGUCUCAGAUCUCUGCUCCUGAUGGGUACGGCUCAGAGGUGGGAGGGACCCAGGCCUACAGCUAUGCACCCUCACAGAGUUACGCACCCUCGCAGAGCUACGCCCCCUCUCAGGGAUACGCAUCCAGCUACGCAGGCCAUCGCUACUCUUCCCGUUCACGCAUGUCUGCCAUAGAAAUCGACAUUCCCGUCCUGACGCAGGGACAGUAGGAAAAGAGAGGCUGAUACCAUCAGGUUCACUCCUAAUAAAACUAAUAGUGUAUGAUUGAUGGAAGUUAAUAAUAUGAGAGCUAUUUACAGCCUGCAGAGUGAUAGCUUUAAGAAUUCAGUCAGUCAGUCCAGGUCUGUAGAGUGCUGAUUAUGGAGGAUGAGAUCCAGUCAGAGGACCAAGGAGGUACUAUAUGAAGGAUGAGGUUUUCUUUAACAGAAAAUCACUGCUGCAGCAACUCUAUUCAGCUGAGUAAUGUAGGAAUAAAGGAAAUGAAGUUAUUUGAAGCCAAGAACAGUGAAAACAACAUCAACUGACUACGUGGCUUAUUUUAGUAUUAAUCAAGUAGAGAGGAAUGCUUUUAACCUGCCUAAGUGUGAGAGAACCCAGCUAAGAGCCACAAGCAAGAAAGUGACUUUAAUUUAUGGCAGAGGUUCUUUCUCUCACCUUUAGAUAUUAAGGUGUGUAUGAUAAAUGCCAGACAUGCAACACUACAGAUAAAUUCUCUUCCCCUGCUAAAUGAAAUUCAAGCUCAAGUGACACAAGUAAUUUUAUGUUUUCUAAGCCUGUACUGUGGUCUGUUAUGACUAAACACAACAUUGUCUUUGAGGUAAGAUUCAGUGGUUUUCUUCUGACUUAAUCACCUGUUUGUUAUUGUUGCAACGCCAUAGUGCCCUGUGGAGAGCAGCUGUUAAUGUUUAAAUGCACUAAUUAUGUGAAUACUGUGCCUGUUAACAUUGCCUUUGUUCACUUAGUUUUAAGUUUGUGUUUUAUAACACGGUUUUAUAUCCCUUGUAUUAACAUGGACUUCAAAUGUUUUGUAUAAAAAGAUGGCACUACGUAAUUUGAAUGCUGUAAAAUGAAUGCAGAGUUACAUCACUGGGUUGAGUGACACUAAGUAGUUAAGGAGAACAAAUGUAGGAGACAUAAAGAGCUGUUUAUGAAAAAUACUCAGAGAAAUGUUGUUUAGGUGUAAAUUAAGGUUCAUUUUUGUGAUUAAGCCAAAUGUAAUCAUUUGCCAGGUUUUUUCUGCAUAAUGAGCACUAAUCAGCAUGUCUUCACUGUCUGUUGUGUGAAUCAUGUUACUUUAUAAAAGGUCAAUGAUGUUGUUAAAUGGUUUUCUACACUGUCAUCUCUUUUUUUUAGUUUUUAUUAAAACAUGAACCACAA
Messenger RNA from Cheilinus undulatus (humphead wrasse), 2393 nucleotides. It is a transcript of the gene cldn12, whose product is annotated as claudin 12. Lineage: Eukaryota; Metazoa; Chordata; Actinopteri; Labriformes; Labridae. The record is from RefSeq and is a predicted model, not a curated record. The transcript has 3 exons. The coding region runs from base 194 to 1225 and encodes 343 amino acids. Gene Ontology annotation, cellular component: plasma membrane.